Brassica napus (rape) is the source of this 1083-nucleotide messenger RNA. Its product is annotated as 40S ribosomal protein S3a-2. The transcript has 6 exons. Gene Ontology annotation, cellular component: ribosome; cytosol. The record is from RefSeq and is a predicted model, not a curated record. Gene Ontology annotation, biological process: translation. Gene Ontology annotation, molecular function: structural constituent of ribosome. Bases 117 to 905 code for a protein of 262 amino acids. Lineage: Eukaryota; Viridiplantae; Streptophyta; Magnoliopsida; Brassicales; Brassicaceae.
CGACAUCACUACUCAAAACCCUAGAUGCACGUUUAAAUUCACCAAGCGCCGUAUCAUUCACUUUGGGUUAUACAUCUUUGCAUUUGCUGCCUCGUGAGACCUAACUAUCCUCAGCCAUGGCCGUCGGGAAGAACAAGCGAAUCUCCAAAGGAAGAAAGGGAGGCAAGAAGAAGAUUGUUGAUCCUUUCUCCAAGAAGGAUUGGUAUGACAUCAAGGCUCCCUCUAACUUCACUCAUAGAAAUGUCGGAAAGACACUUGUUUCUAGAACUCAGGGUACCAAGAUUGCAUCAGAGGGUUUGAAACACAGAGUGUUUGAGGUUUCUCUUGCUGAUCUCCAAGGUGAUGAGGACAACGCUUACAGGAAGAUCCGUCUGAGAGCUGAAGAUGUCCAGGGCAGGAAUGUCUUGACCCAGUUCUGGGGAAUGGACUUUACCACUGAUAAACUCAGAUCCUUGGUGAAAAAGUGGCAGACUUUGAUUGAGUGUCAUGUUGAUGUUAAAACCACUGACAACUUCACUCUGAGGCUUUUCUGCAUUGCUUUCACCAAGAGACGUGCUAACCAAGUCAAGAGAACUUGCUACGCUCAAUCUAGCCAAAUCCGUCAGAUUCGCAGCAAGAUGAGGGAGAUUAUGAUCAAGGAAGCUUCAUCUUCUGACCUCAAGGAGCUUGUUGCCAAGUUUAUUCCAGAAUCUAUUGGGAAAGAGAUUGAGAAGGCAACUCAGGGAAUCUACCCUCUUCAGAAUGUUUUCAUCCGUAAAGUCAAGAUCCUCAAGGCUCCCAAAUUCGACCUUGGAAAGCUCAUGGAGGUUCACGGAGACUACACAGCAGAGGAUGUUGGUGUGAAGGUUGACAGGCCGGCUGAUGAGACAGUGGUCGAAGAACCUACUGAGAUCAUUGGAGCUUAAGAGAGGUGUUCAAAUUGAGAGAGAUCGUUUAAUUCCAAACUUUAGUAUCUUUAAUGCUUUGUGUUUUUUCGCACUCGUUUGGUCCCUCAGCUUCUUCUUCUGUUUGAUGUAUUUGUGACUUUUCAUAGUAUAAACUUGCCAGUUUUGGAUAAUUUAUGCAACGCUUGUUUUAGAAACA